AAAUUGAGUAAACUUGAUAUAUAUACCUUUAAGCAUAAUUUAUAACCAGUCGCUUAUCCAGUUUACUUCAAGAAUGUGCCCUAUGGCAGAAUAUCGAGUCUUCCAAAUGAAGUCAUCACUUACGUAUGGACGUAAUGUAUAUCUUAUCAUGAAGAAAAUAUGAUCUAAUGAGGUCAUAUUAAAUGUGAAUAUUCAUAAAUCGUUAAAACCAUAAAUAUAAUGAAGUUGAAACAGAUACAUAGUGGACAUUAAAACAUGACGGAAUCUAGGACAAAGUACAGUCGAUGGAUGUCCGACUUACCACAAUGGAUAACCUUUGUACCGAUCAGUUGUUUAGCAAUUCCAGGGUCCCAUAAUUCCGGCACAAGUGACCUUGACCUGACCCUUGGAACAGCUGUCGACCAAACUUCCGGCGUUAGAAGGUUAGGAAACACGUGUUGCGGCCAGCGUGUUGUGCACAGAUGGUCCAAGACUCAGAAUCUCAGCAUUAUGGAACAAUUGCACGCGGGAGUUAGAUAUUUUGAUUUCCGGGUUGCUGUUCAUCCAGACACCAUGGAGUUUAGAUUUGUUCACGGGCUAUAUGGCGGUCUGGUACCACUAGCUUUACAAGACAUUAACACAUUCCUAAAUCAAAAUCCAUACGAAGUUGUCAUCUUAGAUUUUAAUCAUUUCUAUAACAUGAACCAAACUGCGCAUAAUAUGCUUCUUACUGAAAUACGUAAUGUUUUUGGACAAAAGUGCGUGCCUCCACCAUUCUCAAUCCCGAACUAUAAAAUGUGGGGUACAAGUCUUGCGGCGCUAUGGCAGACACCAUACCGGGUUAUAGCUAUAUACCACGAUGACAACAUCAUUCAGUACCCGGAAAUCUGGACUGCGAGCACGAUAGAAGCCCCGUGGGCAAACACAAGUGAUAUAGCUGCUCUGAUAAGAUUUCUAGAAUCAAAUUACUCCAACAAAAUGAGGUAUAAGAAUGACUGUCUAUAUUCCUGGCAGGGUUUACUCACUCCAAAUUCUAAGAAUAUAGCGUUUAAUCUCGGCUCUAGUUUAGAGGAGAGAAUGGCGUCUAAAGCUACCCGCGAGUUUGUAAAAUGGCUGAACGGCGGGAAAGUUCCAGGACCUCAGGGUAUUAACAUAUGUAAUGCUGACUUUGUAGAGAAACACAACUUUAUUCAGACAGUUGUCGGUCUCAAUCAAUAUAUAUCGGAAGUACCAUCUACAUUUUAAAACUGUGUGUUAGACAUUUAUGUAAAGCUUACGCAGGUUGUAAAUGGUUCC
Messenger RNA from Ruditapes philippinarum (Manila clam), 1275 nucleotides. Its product is annotated as PI-PLC X domain-containing protein 2-like. Gene Ontology annotation, molecular function: phosphoric diester hydrolase activity. The transcript has 2 exons. The coding region runs from base 256 to 1224 and encodes 322 amino acids. The record is from RefSeq and is a predicted model, not a curated record. Gene Ontology annotation, biological process: lipid metabolic process. NCBI's taxonomy places the organism in Eukaryota, Metazoa, Mollusca, Bivalvia, Venerida, Veneridae.